Messenger RNA from Phlebotomus papatasi, 1166 nucleotides. Its product is annotated as zinc finger and BTB domain-containing protein 41-like. The transcript has 4 exons. Gene Ontology annotation, biological process: regulation of transcription by RNA polymerase II. Bases 67 to 1125 code for a protein of 352 amino acids. The record is from RefSeq and is a predicted model, not a curated record. Gene Ontology annotation, molecular function: RNA polymerase II transcription regulatory region sequence-specific DNA binding; DNA-binding transcription factor activity, RNA polymerase II-specific. NCBI's taxonomy places the organism in Eukaryota, Metazoa, Arthropoda, Insecta, Diptera, Psychodidae. Gene Ontology annotation, cellular component: nucleus.
UUGAAUUUCGCCGCGGUAAAAGUUGCAGUCAGUGGUUGUGCUUUGCAGUUGUUUUGAAACAAGAAAAUGAUGGAAGAUUUUCAAGUGGAAAAUGAGGAAGAAAGCCAGGAACUGAUGCUCGCUGAUGUAGUUGUAAAGGAGGAGUAUUCCGUGGAGAAGAUUUCUAGCCCUGAAUACCAAGGAUACGCUGCUUGGGGACAGAACAUUCCAGAGAAUGUGAUGGAUAUAAAAGAGGAAUUAAAUGAAAAUGUUCAACCUCAAACACAACCUAGAAAAAAGAAACGAAAACACGGAAAGCACGGUGUAGUAAGAGUAAAGAACUAUUCCAAGGCCAUUAGCUGUACAUUCUGUGACAGAAUAUUUUUUAAGCUUAAACAAUUGAGAAAUCACUUAAAAAAGAAGCAUUUUUCUGAAGCAUUUGAAGCGGAACAGCAUCCUUACAGUAAAACAGGAAAAUCGAUUAAACCCGUUAAACCAAAAUCAUGCAAACCUAAGGUCAAGAUAGAGCCUAAAAAGUUGUCGAAGAAUUCCAUCCAUAAUCCCUAUCAAUGUGACAUUUGUUAUCAGAAAUUUUCCAAGGAAAAAGAAAUUAAUAAUCACAUUCUGGAGAAUCACGUCAUUCACUCCGAAGGUGGAAGUCAUAAAAUGGAAUAUAUUUGUCCAUUCUGUGAUCAAAGUUUUCCAAGAAAAGUCACCCUGUCUGCCCAUCUCAAAAGAAAACAUAUUAGAAUAAAGCCUAUAUCAUGCAUUCAUUGCGGCACUGAGUUCAAGUCUCAUGAGCUACUGAGUAAACACUUCCGUGUUUGCUCAAAAUUAUUUCACUGCGAAAUCUGCCAGGUGCACUUUAAUACUCUAAGGGGCCUUAAAAGGCACUGUGUAGUACACUUUAAAAAUUCUACCCCAACUGAAGACAGAAAUGGCAACGGCGAUACCGAAGAUACACUCUCAGCUACAGAAAUGCCCGAAGGACCAUCAUGUACUGUAGUCCAAGAGAAACCCCAAAGUUCUCAAGUCCAAGAGAUUCAGCAGCCUGAAGAGCCCAUGCGAGUUAUAAACGUGUACUUUGUGGAGUGCAAGCUGGAGGCAUACAUAGAGGAUAUGCAGAGAAAACAAAAUAAAAAUUAAACUUUCGAAAAUGGAAUAAUAAAUUUCGAGUUUUUAAUUGA